Messenger RNA from Oikopleura dioica, 804 nucleotides. Lineage: Eukaryota; Metazoa; Chordata; Appendicularia; Copelata; Oikopleuridae. The record is from the annotation of a GenBank genome assembly.
AUGUCUCAAGAAACCCCCAUCAUUUGCCUUUGGGAAAACAACGGCUACCCAUGUCAUAGGAUCUUCGCAACCACUGAAGGACUCGACAGUCAUCUUGCUUUCCACAUCAACGAAAAUGCCACCAAUCCUGCUCAUUGCUACUGGUCAGGUUGCUCACGAAAGACUCCCUUCAAGGCGAAGUAUCAACUCACCAUCCACGUCAAGAUUCACUCCGGCCACAAGCCCUUCAAAUGCGACUACUGCGAGAUGAGCUUCGCCCGCGCCGAGAACCUCAAGAUCCAUCGACGGAAGCACACCGGCGAAAGACCCUACGCUUGCCCUGAACCAGGAUGCAGCUCCACUUUCGCCAGCGCUACUGACCGCCGAAAGCAUCGCUUUGUUCACUCCUCGACUCCGAUGUCCUGCGAUCACUGCCACAAGACAUUCUAUCAUCCUCAAAGCCUUCGUCUUCACAUGAAGAAAGUCCACAGCGAUGAAACGACUGAGAACCCGAGCAAGCGAAAGAGAGAAGAAACUCCAGAGGAGCACGCGUUGAACUCCACGAUUUCCAGCUCAUCCGACUACUACUCAUCCAUGGCUCCGACUCCACCCCCGAGCGCGAAACGAUUCUGUCAGAUGCCAUCCAUGUUUGCGCCAGCAAUUCCGAUUCAGAUGUGGUACUCUACGAUGGGAUACGCCGAACACUUCCCAACGAACUUCAGCGAACAACAGGCUCCACCUGCUUACCCACCUACUUACUACCUUUCUUACCCUUCUGUUCCACAGCCUUCUUACCCUGCUAUGUUUCAGCCAUAUUUUCAGUGA